Venturia canescens is the source of this 2682-nucleotide messenger RNA. RefSeq lists its product as uncharacterized. Gene Ontology annotation, biological process: proteolysis. The transcript has 5 exons. NCBI's taxonomy places the organism in Eukaryota, Metazoa, Arthropoda, Insecta, Hymenoptera, Ichneumonidae. The record is from RefSeq and is a predicted model, not a curated record. The coding region runs from base 1 to 2682 and encodes 893 amino acids. Gene Ontology annotation, molecular function: aspartic-type endopeptidase activity.
AUGAAGGAACCAAACGAGUUUACAGUUCCUCAGUUAAAGGCGAAACUCCAGAAACGCGGGCUCUCAUCAGCUGGUUCGAAAAUUGAACUGAUUGCCCGUUUACAGGAAAAUGACCCAUCCGGGGAAUGGAGACAAGAGUCGGAGGAAUCAGUGAGCUCGGGGGAAUCAUCGCACCAACAUGACCCGGUAUGUAAUACACCGACGGCAGACGCACAGAGAGAACUCGAUUUGUUAAGGCGCGAACGCGACCUUAUGCAGCGAGAACUCGAGCUCGCACGACGAGAGCUCGAGCUACUUCGAAGGGGGAAUUCUCCAGCAAGCGUGGAAGGGCAAUCAAAAGUCAAUAUUAAAUCGCUUUCGGAUCUAAUAAGCGAAUUUAACGGGACACAAAAUACUUUUUCGAAUUGGGUAAAACAGCUGCAACUAUUGAAGAACUCAUAUGACUUGGACGACCAUUCUAGCCGGAUUUUGGUGGGGUCAAGGCUUAAAGGGAAAGCACUCGACUGGUUCCAUUCGAAGCCCGAACACAUUGAGAUGAGUCUUGAUCAAUUGCUGGAGGAAAUGCGAACAAUGUUCGAUCAUCGGCCAAAUAAAGUCGCGUUACGCCGACAAUUUGAGAAUAGAAUCUGGAAGAGUGGGGAGACUUUCAAUGACUAUCACCAUGACAAGAUUAUACUAGCUAAUCGCGUAGGAAUACCACAAGAUGAGAUAGUUGAUUAUGUAAUUGAUGGGAUUCCAGACCCACGACUUCAAGACCAAGCCAGAAUGCAAAAAUUUGAUGAUACGACCUCGAUACUAGAAGCUUUCGAGAAAAUUGCACUUCGUCCGUUCACGGGAGACGGGAAAAAUGGUAGCAGACAUGAUAAUACUACAGGACGGGUCAAAAACAAUCAUCGAUGGUGCCCGGUACAAGCAGAAACUAACGUUUGUCCAGCACCCAGUGAAGACGAUGAGUAUCACAGAAACAUCCUUUAUACUGUGUAUCCUAACGGGGGAAAAGAGCGAAUCGAGUUGUUGACAUUGUUAGACACUGGGAGUCCUAUCAGUUUCGUUAAAUUGAAAUAUAUCCCAGGCGAUGUAAUAGAGGUUACGGAUGAUCAAACUAGUAAAUUUAAAGGAAUUAAUAAUAGCAACUUAGUCGUUCUCGGUUCGGUCUGUCUCGAUAUUGAGAUGAAUGGAGAGUCGCGAAAAGCCAAAUUAAUGAUUGUUCCUGAUUUCACCAUGGUAUCUUCGGUAAUUCUAGGUCGCGAUAUUUUAAAGAUGUUCGGUCUUAGUUUGAAGGGAGAGAAUACCGAGUAUGAAACUGAAAUUGCUAACAUCGCUAAUAUUGAUAUCUCGUCAUCUGGUGAUGACCCUAGGGAUCAGUUGGAAAUAAAUUCCGCACUUCCGAUCGAUGUACAAAAAAAAGUCGAACGACUAUUCGAAGAAAGAUAUUUGAUGCCUGAACGACCCGAGGUACCAUUGGUGAAGACGGAAUUCUCUCUGUCUCUAACUAGCGCUCAACCGUUUCGGUUCGCGCCUCGCAGGUUAUCGUAUGUUGAAAAAGAGCAAGUACGCGAAAUUGUAAACAGACUGCUCGAGAGAGGGAUUGUCAGGCCUAGCGAGUCGGAAUACGCUUCUCCCAUUGUGCUCGUGAAAAAGAAAAACGCAUUUGUUACCCCUUUGGGCCAAUAUGAAUAUGUGAAAAUGCCCUUUGGACUCAAGGGUGCGCCGACCAUGUUUCAGAGAUGGAUUAACCAAGUAUUGCGAAAAUUUAUCGAGCGAGGCGAUAUAAUUGUAUACCUUGACGACUUUAUGAUCGCGACAGAAUCGGUCGAGCAAAAUCUAAAUAUACUCGGAGAAGUCUUUGAAACGCUUGUGGCUAAUAAAUUGGAACUUCGCGUUGAUAAAUGUCGAUUCUUAUUCACCACGGUCGAAUAUUUAGGCUACAGAGUGUCAAACGAGGGGUUUAGCCCAACUGAUGAUGGAAUCGCCGCGAUUCAAAGAUACCCAGUACCGAGAGAUACCCGAGGCGUGAGGAGCUUUUUGGGCAUGGCUUCGUAUUUCCGGAAGUUUGUCAAUGGGUUCUCGCUCAUAGCAAAACCUCUGCACGAACUUUGUAAAAAAAAUGUAACGUUUCGAUUUGGAGAAAUCGAACUAAAAGCGUUCGAAAUGCUGAAAGAAAAACUCGUUCAAGCACCAAUCUUAGCGAUUUAUAGCCCUCGCGACGAAACCGAGCUACAUUGCGACGGUAGCUCUCGUGGUUAUGGUAGCGUUCUGUUUCAACGGAAAUCAGACAACAAUCUACAUCCUGUGUUCUAUUUUUCGAAGCUUACGAGUGAAACCGAAAAGGAGGACCAAGAGAUUCUCCUACAAUCCGUGCUAACUACUAAAUUAACUGGUAAAGCCCGAGCAGAAGUACGAUAUAAAAAUAUUCCAGAUUUUGAAACAUUCAAAUCCAUUAUGUUAGAAAUAUUCUGCGGUACGAGAACCGUAGGAGCCCUUCAAACAGAGUUGUAUUCUUGCCGACAAAGAUUUAAUGAAUCAGUAAAAGAAUUGAGAAGAAGAGUAGAAGACACAAUGAUGGAAUUAAUUGAUGCAAGUAUAAAAAAGCACUCGACUAUGAUCGAACAAAGGGCGGUAGAAAAACACAUACGCGAAGUAUCCCUCUCGAGUUUCACUCAAGGUCUCAAACGCGACUAA